This is a messenger RNA of Ruditapes philippinarum (Manila clam), 861 nucleotides long. Its product is annotated as C-type lectin-like. Lineage: Eukaryota; Metazoa; Mollusca; Bivalvia; Venerida; Veneridae. The coding region runs from base 64 to 741 and encodes 225 amino acids. The transcript has a single exon. The record is from RefSeq and is a predicted model, not a curated record.
GCAACAGACGGCAACGGGACUAAGCCAAGUGAAUUAAAUGGAAAAGAGCUAAGAGAGCUAGGGAUGAAGUUAAAACUUCCAAAGUUACGAAUGAUAGGCAAAGCAAUAGAAAAUAUUGAAGUAAAAAUAGAAAGUGGUAUAGAGAAACUUGAGAACGAAACUGCACAAAAAAUAUGCGAUCUAAAUCCUUGUUUACCGUGGUCAGACUGGAGUAAGUGUAGUUCUAACAUUCAUAUUUUUGGAUCAAAAUUCCGAACAAGACAAUGCAGUCUUGACUUAUCUACAUGCAAAGUUGAUACCACUAAUAGUAAGAUAGAGAAACAGUUUGAAAUAUGUGGUGGAUUUUGUCCACUGAGUUACAAUAUUACGAAAAAUGGGUUCUGUUUGAAAUUGUUCAGUGACAAAGGACGAAAUAAGGAGGCAGCAGAACUGAAGUGCCAAGAGGACAAUGGGCACUUAAUAAAUAUUGAUUCUGAAAUCAAAUACGAGGAUGUCGGGAGCCUUAUGGAAGGGUUUGGGACAUCUGUAUGGAUAGACGGGUAUAGGAAAGAUGUUAGUUCUCACUGGACGUAUACGUACGGUUAUCAGAAAGGAUUCUUCAAGUGGUAUACUGGUCAACCAAGUAAUUCAUCUUCUGAACUGUGCUUAAGUGUUCACAAAUAUAGUGCUAUACAAUGGAGGGACAGUAGCUGUAAUAAUCAGUAUUACAGCAUUUGUGAAGUCAUUUCCUCGUUGACCUAAACAAAGCGAUGUAUUGUGUCAGAUGUACCAAUUGUUUUUCAAAUAUUUGAACAAUAAAAGUGAAUUUAGUUCAUAUUGAAUUUCAUUUUUUUAAAUAAGAAUGAAACUUUUUUUUUGUUA